This is a messenger RNA of Cyphomyrmex costatus, 1173 nucleotides long. Its product is annotated as major royal jelly protein 5-like. Gene Ontology annotation, cellular component: extracellular region. Lineage: Eukaryota; Metazoa; Arthropoda; Insecta; Hymenoptera; Formicidae. The record is from RefSeq and is a predicted model, not a curated record. The transcript has 6 exons. The coding region runs from base 1 to 1173 and encodes 390 amino acids.
AUGAGACAUUCUUUGUUUGUUUUAUUAAUUCUGUUAAUGGCGAUUGUGAAUUUUGGAAUAGAAGUGAAUGUUGUACAUGAAUGGAAAUAUUGUGAAUAUGAAUGGAACAGUCAGAAGCAAAAGGAAGAUGCGAUAAAUUCCGGCACUUUUAACACUAGCAAAUGCAUCUUUUUCGAUGUGACUAGAGCAGACGAUGGUAGAAUAUUUAUCGCUAUUCCGAAAUAUUUUGGCUCUGAUGUGCCUGCUUCUUUGGCAACAGUAACUAAUACAACAGGACCAGGAGGUCCACUGUUACGUCCGUAUCCGGAUUGGAGUUGGUAUAAUAGAAGCUGUAUAUGUGAUGGUAUAAUAAAUGUUUACCGAAUACAUAUUCAAUGUAACCAUAUCUUUGUUAUGGAUUUUGGUGCAGUCCUGAAUGACCAAAUUUGUAAUCCAAAACUAUUGAUUUUCAAUUUGAAAGAUGAUACGUUAGUUAAAACUAUUUACAUCCCAGUUGAUAUUGCUUUUAACCGAACAGGCUCUGGAUCAUUGAUAGAGCCUCUCGUUUAUGUUACCAAAAAAUGCACAGGAUUUCUGGAUAAAAUGAUUGUAUUUAUGGCUGACCCAGUAGGUUUCGGUUUAGUGGUAUAUGACACAUCUAGGAAACGUAUGUGUAGAGUCGAAUCUGAUUAUAUGAAACCGACUGAUGCUUCCUUAUCUAUAAAUGGUAACAAUUUUCCGUUAGAUUUUGGUAUCUACGGUAUGACAAUCAUUGGUGAUGAUUUUUAUUAUGCCCCUUUAUCGGGAAAGGAAAUAUAUAAGAUAAAAGUAAAAACACUAAUAAAAUGUCCAAAUAAAGAACAGGCUAAUAAACUGACUAAAUUUGUAGUUAAAUUAUCAAGCCAACCUACAGAACUCACAUCAAUAGGACAUUCAAUAUUCUAUAGCCUUACUAGUGAAAGAUCUAUUGUAGGCACGAACGUUUAUAAGAAUUCUGGUAAUAAUACGGUGGUACUUGCACAGGAUGAAAAAUUUCAACGUUUAACUGCGAUAGAAGUUUUAAGUUAUUGGGGUAAGCUAAUAAGCCUCUCAAAUACAUUUCACCGUUUCUAUCAAGGUAUAAUACGUCUAGAUGAAAUAAAUUUACGUAUAUUUUACAUGGACUUAGCAAAGAUUCAAAAGAUUAUGGGUUAA